UUCCCAAACGGGAACGGCAUGACGGCAGCGGCAGGGGCCUCCGCUGCACUCCGCCUGUGCUACGGGGCUGGGCCGGGCGUUCCUUUCUCUGCCUCCGCGUCGUCGCUGUCCCCGUCCUCGGCCGCCGCCGCUUCAGGCUGCUCGUUCGGUCCCCGCGGCGUGGCUCGGACGCUCGGCCCCUCCGUUGUCUUCCGCCCGCUCCUGCUCCCGGCGACGGGCUCCCGCGGCGGCGGCGGCGGCUGCGCGGGCGGACGGCUGCCCAGGGGCUCCCGCGGCUGCCGCCGCGCUGCUGCGCUCGCUCGGGCUGCGGCUGCUGCUGUGGGGCCCGGCGCCGCCUUAAUCUUCGCGUGUGCCCCCACCCCGGCGCCUGAAAGCUCUGUGUCUCCCAGGCCGCGCCGCUCCCCGAUCCCCGCGCCCCGCUCGCGGCUCGGCCCGGCUUUGACGUGCGCACUGCGCAGCCGCCGACGACGCGACGUCGGGCGGCGCCGCAACGCCCCCUUCCGCCUCGGGCGCCCCCGAGCGGCCGGCGGACUCAGGGCGCCGCGUGUUGGCGCGAGGCCCAAGCGGGAGGGGCCGCAGAGAAAAGCAGAAGCCAAGCCCCGCAGUUCCUCUUCCUCCGCCGCAGCUUCCAAGGCGGGGCUCAGCCCCUGCUCCUCCGCCUGAGCGCUCUUCCUGCGGGAAUCGCACGCCCACUUUCAACGACCACUUCCUCAACUCUUCAAGCUUAAUUCUGCCAGAGGCCGGGAUCCCACUUUGUGCAGACCGAUUCUUACUUUCUUGGAGCAGAUCACUUCAUUUUAGCAUCCAGGGGGACACAGCAUAGAAAGUGCCGGAACGUUCCAGAUUAAUGGGAAUAUUCCUAUUUAAAUCAGCAACCUGGAAUUAAAUCUUGCUCCACCAUUUGCUAUCUAUGGGCUGUUUCACGUCCCUGUGCCUGGAUUUCCUCACACAUUAAAAAAAAAAAAAAGUGUGUAAUAAUAUAGUGGUACCAGCCACGGGCUUCUGAGGAUGAACGGGACGGUGCAUUGCAAAGCUCUGACAACGGAGCCUGGCACAUACAAAUAACGCAUGUGUGUAUUUUUGUUUCUUUGUUUUUAAUGUGUAACUGAACUAUUUUUUUAAGCGCCUCCUGUACGCCAGGGGUGGGGCAGUGAGCGAAACAGCCCCUGCUCCUAGCACAAACGGUUGACAAAUAAUUGACUAAUAAACCUACAGGUAUGUAUAAUACUGGAAAAUUAGGCCAGGCGCGGUGGCUCACACCUGUAAUCCCGGCACUUUGGGAGGCCGAGGUGGGCGGAUCAGGAGUUCAAGACCAGCCUGGCCAACACCGUGAAACCCCAUCUCUACUAAAAAUAUUUUUAAAAAAUUAGCCGGGCGUGGUGGCGGGCGUCUGUAUUCCCAGGUACUUGGGAGGCUGAGGCAGGAGAAUCGCUUGAACCCAGGAGGCGGAGGUUGCAGUGAGCCGAGAUCGCGCCGCUGCACUUCAGCCUGGGCGACGCAGCGAGACUAUCUCAAAAAAACAAAACAAAACAAAAACAAAAAAAAACAACAAAGAAACAAAUACUGUACAGUUAAAAACACGACUGGGUGAGGAGGGGAGAGAAAGCAGGGU
Messenger RNA from Symphalangus syndactylus (siamang), 1612 nucleotides. RefSeq names its product phosphatidylinositol 4,5-bisphosphate 5-phosphatase A. The record is from RefSeq and is a predicted model, not a curated record. Lineage: Eukaryota; Metazoa; Chordata; Mammalia; Primates; Hylobatidae.